GUGGGUGCCUGUGCGCGGAGACUGGCACCUUUCUCCUGUUGUGGCUCUGGGAAGCAGCUGAGGAAGACCGGUGUGGAAACGUAGGGUCCAGGGCCAUUUUCCUUGGCUGGUCAGAGCCCUCAGGGUGGAGGUCAUGGGUGGACAGAACCCUCAGGAAUGUUCUUGGAACUCAGAGGAGCUACCGGACAAAGGAUAGCAUGGAGAGGCCAGCCCAGUAGCCAGGAGCCCUGGAGAGCCACAGCUUGUGUGUACGGAACCAGGCCUUGACAGGUGUCAGGGGCUCGGGGCAGAGCACUGCACAAGGGACCACUGAGCUCAGGGAUCAGAGGCACCGAAGGGGAAGUCCUGACGGACCACAGGCCAGCUGAACAGCUGUGGAUAAACAAGGACUUUGGGAUCCGGAGUAGGAAGGGAAACAGCCAGCCGCCGAACCCCAGAGAUGAAAGGCCUUCUCACGCUGGCUUGGUUCCUGGCUUGUAGUGUGCCUGCUGUGCCAGGGGGCUUGCUGGACCUCAAGUCCAUGAUUGAGAAGGUGACCGGAAAGAACGCCCUCACGAACUACGGCUUCUACGGCUGUUACUGUGGUUGGGGCGGUCGGGGGACCCCCAAGGACGGCACCGAUUGGUGCUGCUGGGUGCAUGAUCACUGCUACGGGCGGCUGGAGGAGAAAGGCUGCCACAUCCGGACACAGUCAUACAAAUACAGAUUUGCACGGGGACUGGUCACCUGCGAGCUCGGGCCCCUCUGCCAAGUGCAACUCUGUGCCUGUGACCGGAAGCUCGUCUACUGCCUGAAGAGGAAUCUGAGGAGCUAUAAUCCUCGUUACCGAUACUUUCCCAACAUCCUCUGCUUCUAGUGGCCCUCGGUGAGCUCCUUGCUCCCUUCUCCUCCCACACGGAGCUCACCGACUCCCCUGGGUUCCCGAGAGAGGCUCGCAGUCCCGGACCUCCUUCUCUCUCCAUGGUCCACGGGGCUUGGCGGAGCCCCACGGCCACACUCCACGCUCCAGAGAGUCCCAGGAGAAUGACUCUGGUCCCAGGAGCCCGCAAGGUCCACUUGUGAGGUGGGCUCGCCCCAAACUCCAGGCCGGCUGUCUUCCCGCUUGCCCUGAAGACAGCGCCCCUUCUCCAGGAAGAUACAUUUACUUUGCAGUUUCUGUAGUCGGACUAUCACUACCACCCUCUAGAGAAUUUUUACUCAAGGUAGAAGCAAAAUUGACCCCCUAAUUCUGCCAUAGAGAUGUUUGAAAACAGUAUUCUUUACAAAGA
Messenger RNA from Neofelis nebulosa (Clouded leopard), 1268 nucleotides. Its product is annotated as phospholipase A2 group V. The coding region runs from base 440 to 856 and encodes 138 amino acids. The record is from RefSeq and is a predicted model, not a curated record. Gene Ontology annotation, molecular function: calcium ion binding; phospholipid binding. Lineage: Eukaryota; Metazoa; Chordata; Mammalia; Carnivora; Felidae. The transcript is spliced from 5 exons. Gene Ontology annotation, biological process: negative regulation of T cell proliferation; lipid catabolic process; arachidonate secretion.